AUGACCACUAUCAUGCCAAGUAGAAGAAAUUCUAGAAGAUCCAGUAUAUCGUCAGAUUGUAGCAAUAGUAACUCAAUAGCUGCAAAACCAAGGAACUCAAACAUACAAAAGGUUUCUACAAACUUUAACUCUUACUCAAAUUCUGGAAGUAUGCAUAGAUCAAAAAGUAUAACACAUAUAGACGAAAGAAACUCGCAGCAACAAUACUUAAGAGGUAUAUCUGGACCCUCCAAAUUAAUCACCAGUAGCAAAUCUUGGAAGGGUCCUGAAGUUUUAGAGCAGCAUAAUGCACAAAUAUCAGGAGAAAAAGCAGUGACUAAGGGUAAAAGUAAAGAAAUUAACAGCAAAUUAACAGGAAAUAGAAGCAUUAAGGAGGUUUUUGCUUCAAUAGUGAGAGGAAGCUCAAAGAUAAAGAAUCGUAGUGCUUCUAUGAAAACAAAUGGACUAGUUAACAAAAUUUCUGACGAAGAUGGUCUGAAAAUAUCUGAAUCUAGACAUUCUGUCUUAGAAGAGAGAUCUCUGUCUUGUAUUGAACAGCUUCCAAGUUCUGGGAGUGAUGAAUUGGAUAACAACAAGCUAGUUAUUCUGACUGGUCCUCCAACUCAGAGGUCAAUAUUAACGAGACUAGAUUUAUCAGAACUCAAGACUAAGGUAGACUUUGUGCUUUCUACUGAGCAGAGAUUUCUGGAGUCUGCAAAGUACUCAUUUCAACAGUUUGAUGGUGAUAAUGAUGGUUAUCUGAAGAUUGAUGAAUUACUUGACUUACUCACAACCUUAGGUGAGCAUCUUGCUCUACCACCUAUCAAUAAAAAAAGUGUAGUAAAUGAAAUACUUACUCAUUUAAAUUCUACUGCAGCUGUUGAUCUGAAGAAUCCUAAUGAACUAGAGAUGAUUAGCUUUCACUUUUUUCUGCGAUACUUUUUAAAUGUAUUAACAGCAAUUAGACGAAGGCACUUUGAUAUAAGGAAAUUUCAACAUUGUAGUAAACAAAAUUCGGUUAGCAGGAAACAUUUAAUAUAUGAAGAAGAUAUUAAUGAUCUAUAUACAUUUCAUAACCAGCUAGGUAUUGGGACCUAUGGGGAGGUUUACUUAGUAACUGAAAAUUAUACUCGUCAAAGACGAGUUUGUAAGAUUAUUGACAAAGCGAAGUGUAAAAAGAAGCUAGAUAGUAUUGAUCUAGAGGUUGAGAUACUAAAGAAAUUGGAUCAUCCUGGAAUUGUGCAUAUUUAUGAAGUUUAUGAAGACAAAUUAAAUAUGUAUAUAAUUCAAGAAUACUGCGCUGGAGGUAAUUUAUUUCAAUCUUUACGAGAUUCAAUCCAGUCAGGAUUUAGAAUAUCAGAGUAUCAUGUAGCUAGAAUUGUUCAGCAAAUAUUGCUUGCUGUCCGUUACUUACAUCAACAGAGAGUAGUUCACAAAGAUUUAAAGCCGCAAAAUAUCCUAUUAACUAACUCAUUUGGAAGUGGAAACACAACAAUAAAGCUCAUUGACUUUGGUUUAAGCGAAAUGUUUACUAGUGAAGAGACAGAGCUAUUUUUUUUUGAGGAUACAUGUACAAAAAUAGCUGGAAGUUUGGAUUAUAUGGCACCAGAAAUGAUAUUGGAGCAACCCUUUUCAUAUAGCGUUGAUAUAUGGGCUGUUGGUGUUGUAAUGUUCUGCUUACUUACUGGUUAUCAUCCAUUUAAAGGCUCAAAUCACUCAGAAACAAGAGCUAAUAUAUGCGAGUCUAUAGCGCCAAUAGAUGAGAUACCAUUUAUUACAGAAUUAGGUAAAAACUUCCUUAAAAGAUUACUAGAAAAGAAACCUCGAUGUAGGAUUACGGUUGAUGAAGCUUUAAACCACGAAUGGCUAGUACUUCCACAUAAAAUAUACAAUGAAGUUGACAUCGGUACACCACUAUUAGCACACCUAAGGGCAUACACACGACAGUCUGAAUUGCGACAUUUAUUAAUUCAUAUGUUGACUCACCAAUUGGCACUCGAUACUGCACAAAUAAAUAUGAUAACUAGUACAUUCCGUUCUUUGGACACAGAUAAUGAUGGUUUACUGUCCUUAGAGGAAAUUGCAAGUGGAUUUGAGUCUGCUGGUAUAUUACAAUGGGAAGCAGCCAUUAUUAUGAGGGCUAUGGAUAUCGAUGGAAAUGGUAUGAUAUCUUAUAGUGAAUUCAUAACUGCGUGUCAUAUAUGGAAGAAAAGUGAAAUCAGGCAACUAAGAUCAUUAUUUAUGAAGAUAGAUUUAGAUAAAGAUGGAAUAGUAUCUAGACAAGAUUUUAAAACUCUACUCAAAACACAACAAUCUAAGUUACUAUCUAAUAUAACAAAGGGAUUUUCAUCACUUGCAGAGCCUAAUUGUCGAACGGUACUACCUUCAACAAAUCAAGGUGUAUAUACCGAUUGGGAUACUAUUUUAGAUGAAAUAGAUACUAACCACGAUGGCUCCAUUGAUUGGAGUGAAUUUUGUGAAUUUAUCUUAAGUUUCUUCAAUGACUCUAAAAUAUAUGUCAAAUCAUCUAAUACUGCCUCAGUUGUAUUUAGGAAAGAGCCUAUACCACAAAGAUUAAAUUAG
Messenger RNA from Cryptosporidium muris RN66, 2562 nucleotides. Its product is annotated as protein kinase domain-containing protein. The coding region runs from base 1 to 2562 and encodes 853 amino acids. Gene Ontology annotation, cellular component: nucleus; cytoplasm. Lineage: Eukaryota; Apicomplexa; Conoidasida; Eucoccidiorida; Cryptosporidiidae. The transcript has a single exon. Gene Ontology annotation, biological process: intracellular signal transduction; peptidyl-serine phosphorylation; protein autophosphorylation. The record is from RefSeq and is a predicted model, not a curated record. Gene Ontology annotation, molecular function: calcium-dependent protein serine/threonine kinase activity; ATP binding; calmodulin binding.